GUUCCUCUCUUCCUGAUUCUAUGAAACAAUAUGAUAACUCUUUUGCAUAACUUACAUUUCGCACCCCACGUUUGUUUAAAUUACAAAAUCUCCCCUUUUCCCAGAGCAUCUUCUUUAUCAAACGUUCGCCUUCCCACCAAGAACAAUCAAAUCUCCUGCAACAAUUUGAGAAUGGAUUCGUCUGAGAAAAACUCAGCUUGCGCACAGCAGAGGAUCGUGAUUCCGAACAGCCACAACGAGAAGCUCGUGGGUCUGCUUCACGAAACAGGGUCAAGAGAAAUCGUGGUAUUGUGCCAUGGAUUUCGAUCCAACAAGAAUAACCAAAUCAUGAACAAUGUGGCUGCUGCUAUAGAGAAAGAAGGGAUCAGUGCUUUCCGUUUUGAUUUCUCCGGGAAUGGAGAGAGUGAAGGCAGUUUCUAUUAUGGUAACUAUAACCACGAAGCCGAUGAUCUACGUUCUGUUAUCCAAUACUUCUCUAGCAUGAACCGUGUGGUUCCUAUUAUUCUCGGGCACAGUAAAGGAGGUGAUGUUGUCCUCCUCUAUGCCUCAAAGUAUAACGAUAUCCGCAAUGUAAUCAAUCUCUCGGGACGUUAUGAUCUGAAAAAGGGCAUAGGAGAGCGUCUUGGGGAAGAUUUUUGGGAAAGCAUUAAGCAACAAGGAUUCAUAGAUGUUAAAGAUGGAAAAUCAGGGUACCGUGUGACCGAGGAGAGUUUAACAGAAAGGUUAAACACUGAUAUGCACGAAGCUUGCCUCAAGAUCGACAAAGAUUGCAGGGUUUUGACGGUUCAUGGAUCGGAUGAUGAGGUAAUAACAGUGGAAGAUGCGAAGGAGUUUGCGAAGAUCAUACCGAACCACAAGCUGGAGAUUGUGGAAGGAGCUGAUCAUUGCUAUACCAAACACCAAAGUCAGUUGGUUUCAACAGUUAUGGAGUUCAUAAAGACAGUGAUGGUAAAGAACAACUAGUCUUUUUUUUUUCUUGGAGAAAUGUUCAGACUUCAGAUACAUUUUACAUACUCACAUCUUCUACGCUUAAACCCACUUCUGGUUUGUGUUUUUGGAAGCACCAUAACAACACAUGACAUGAUGUAGCAAGCUGCUUUAACAUUAACAACGAAGAUAGUAAAACAUCCACAGUUCCUACAUGGGUCUGUCACUUGUAGACUUGUAGUCUUGGGAGAGAAAAUUCAAAUUAUUUGGAUCAUAAACGUAUCUUGGUCAUCCAGAUUUACUAAACCUCAUAUUGAUCAGUAAUAAUCACCCAAGGAAGAGAAAGCAUAAAAACACGAAAAUUCAAAUAAAUGGAACAUGAUUGGAUUAGCAAUAAUAAAGCUGGUAACAUAACAUUCAUACAUUGUCUGCAAAUAACCCAAGCAUUCAUUAACAAUAUUGUGCAAGCAUAAGGAUAUGUUUAAUAGAGGAAAAAAAAAACACCACUAAUUAUACCGGCCACACUUUAAGCCUCUUAAUUAAGUUGCAAAGUUUGUAGAGAAAACCAUAAUAGCGUUUAAUCUCUGGCUGUUCUUCUGGUUUUAAAAAAUCUCUCUCUGGUAAAGAUUAACUCCUUCAUGGCUUCACUCGUUGGCAACCGCCAACCGAUUCGUCGCAGAUUCAUCACAACACCUAAGUCCCACAUCCAAAACCAGUGUUUGUGAAGAGAGGGACAAAGUUCAUGGUGACAGAUGACCUGAUCAUUACUCCUUCGAACUCAGCCUCAAUCUUGGGAAUGCUGAAGGAUAAAGAGAUCCGAUUAGAGGAUGUCGAGUUUCGAGUGAUCAGUAUGAAAAAAAGAAGAGGUCAUCAGACUAUUGGGAGCUUCAUUGGUGACAUUUUCUGCCUUAAAUGCUGGUCUUCUAGCUAUGGUAUCAGCUUCAACAAGUGCUCCUGGAAGCCUUUUUUAAUAAGAAGCCGAUGAUUGAGACUUGAGGAGCGAUGUUUAACCCGAAACUUCAAGUUCUUGCUAAAGUUGUCAACCUUUUGAUUAGCAUCUGAUUGUUUGAGUUGCUAUAGUAGUUUCUUGGACAUCUCUACUUUGUCUAAUCUUUUCAAAUUUUAGCUACUAGC
Molecule: messenger RNA, 2061 nt
Organism: Thlaspi arvense
Lineage: Eukaryota; Viridiplantae; Streptophyta; Magnoliopsida; Brassicales; Brassicaceae
Source: the annotation of a GenBank genome assembly